ACGAUAUGAAGGCACUUUUUAGCAAAAACAAAAUCGGAAAGGUUAAUCGCCGAACUAUCUCGGAAUCCCUUAGAGAAUCGGUUCCAGUGGCUCCCUGCGAGGAUUGGAAGGAAGAUAAUACGGAGAUGCUCAACAGUGAAGAGAAGAGUGAGCUGCAGGGAAGCCAAAUUACAAAGAAGGAUCUGCAGGAUCAUCCGAAUGAAGUGAAAGAUGUGGCCCGUUUCAGUAUCAGUAUCAAGCUCUCUAGCCGUGCUUCGCUGGAUAAGUUUAUUUCUAAAGUUUUAAAUAUGCACAAGGAAGAUCCUCGCACCAUCUACUCGAACUGGGAGCAGGUGGGAAAGGGUUCCUUCGGCGUGGUGUAUAAGGUGAACAAGGGCAAGCAAGUCUUCGCCGUGAAGGUGUUGGAGGACAACGGCAAUCUGGUUUCCCUCCAGCAAGAAAUCGGUCUGCAGUCGUACACUCCGGGCCCCAACGUGGUAUCGAUCAUCGACACGUACUACUUCGACGACAAGCUCUGGAUCGUCAUGGAAUACAUGAACGCGGGCAGUUUGGCGGAUCUGCUCGACACGCAAGUCGCUUUCCCCGAAGAAGCGAUCGCCUACGUGACGAAGGAGGUCUUGGAAGCGCUCAAGUACAUGCAUCGCCACCACCAGAUCCAUCGUGACAUCAAGAGCGUGAACAUCAUGCUCGACACGGAGGGCCAUGUGAAGUUAGUGGACUUCGGAGGCGCGGCUGUGCUCACCAAAGAGCAGUCCAAGCGAAACUCGCUGGUGGGAACGCCGCAUUGGAUGGCUCCCGAGCUGAUUCGCCGCAUUCCGUACAACGACUCCGUGGAUAUUUGGUCGCUGGGCAUCACGGUGCUCGAAAUGGCCGAAGGCGUGCCGCCCUUCGCGGAUAUCAGCGACGGCAUGAAGGUGAUGCUGAAGAUCGUCACGGACUGCGCGCCGUUCUUCCAAGAUCCCUUCGCGUGGAGCGAGGACUUCCAGAAUUUCUUGGGAGCCAUGCUGGAGAAGGAUCCCGCCAAUCGAAUGUCCGCCACGCAGCUGUCGCAGCAUAAGUUCUUACAGCGGGCGUAUACGCGUGAGCAGUUCGCACAGUUCAUUCGACUGUCGUAUGAGCUCGCGAGAAGCUAUGCAGGAGGCUAAUGGUUCUGAUUUUGCUUGUUCGUGGUGUGAAUCUCGUGGCCCAUCUAGUAUUGUUUG
Blastocystis hominis is the source of this 1202-nucleotide messenger RNA. RefSeq lists its product as hypothetical. The transcript is spliced from 6 exons. Gene Ontology annotation, cellular component: cytoplasm. The coding region runs from base 6 to 1145 and encodes 379 amino acids. Lineage: Eukaryota; Bigyra; Opalinata; Blastocystidae. Gene Ontology annotation, molecular function: protein serine/threonine kinase activity; ATP binding. The record is from RefSeq and is a predicted model, not a curated record. Gene Ontology annotation, biological process: regulation of MAPK cascade; intracellular signal transduction; protein phosphorylation.